Prunus avium (sweet cherry) is the source of this 1745-nucleotide messenger RNA. RefSeq names its product putative laccase-9. The record is from RefSeq and is a predicted model, not a curated record. Gene Ontology annotation, biological process: lignin catabolic process. Gene Ontology annotation, molecular function: copper ion binding; hydroquinone:oxygen oxidoreductase activity. Gene Ontology annotation, cellular component: apoplast. NCBI's taxonomy places the organism in Eukaryota, Viridiplantae, Streptophyta, Magnoliopsida, Rosales, Rosaceae.
AUGGGGUUCUAUAACAAAAUGAGUUGGGUCUUGGCUUUUUUAGGGUUUAUGUUCUUGGGUGGGCUUUCCAACGCCAAUGGAGCUAUUCAUCAUUAUGAUUUUGUUCUAAAAGAAACGAAUUUUACAAGGCUUUGCAGCACAAAGAGCAUCUUAACUGUGAAUGGCAGUUUGCCGGGCCCGACGAUCACUGUUCAAAAAGGAGACACUGCUUUCGUCAAUGUCCACAACCAGGGAUUAUAUGGUCUCACAAUUCAUUGGCAUGGAGUGAAGCAACCAAGAAAUCCAUGGUCAGAUGGACCCGAGAACGUAACUCAGUGCCCUAUUCCAGCAGGAACAAAUUUUACAUACGAAGUUAUCUUCUCCAGUGAAGAAGGAACUUUAUGGUGGCAUGCUCACAGUGAUUGGACACGUGCCACCGUCUAUGGUGCCAUUGUUAUUCUACCAGCUCUCAACACGACCUAUCCAUUUGCAACACCAGAUGCACAAGAAACACUUAUUCUAGGCUCCUGGUUCAAGGGAGAUGUGAUGGAAUUAAUUGAAUACGCCCUUGCAUCAGGUGGCGAUCCAAACAUUUCAGAUGCCUUCGUAAUCAACGGCCAGCCCGGAGAUUUGUAUGAUUGUUCUAAUGAAACAACAUAUCGUUGGUUGGUUGAUUAUGGAAAGACCUAUCUUCUCCGAGUCAUCAAUGCCGUGAUGAACGAAGAACAAUUCUUUGCCAUCGCCAACCAUACCCUCACGGUGGUAGCUCAAGAUGCUGCCUACAUAAAACCUAUAACCACCUCUUACAUCAUGAUAACUCCAGGCCAAACCAUGGACAUUUUGGUCACUGCAAACCAACCUCCCAGCCACUAUUACAUUGCUUCUAAGGCUUAUGUUGAUGGGACCGUUGCAUUCAACAACAGCACCACCACUGCCAUUGUUCAAUACAACGGCAACUACAGCGCCCCGUCCACCACUCCCUUCCCGACUCUUCCCGAUUACGACAACGAAACAGCUGCUGACAACUUCACUAGCCAAAUAAGGGCAUUGGCAAGCAAAGAACACCCUAUUAGUGUCCCAUUAGAAAUCGAUUCAAAGAUCAUUAUCUCUAUUGCCAUAAAUGAAAGAAUUUGUCCCAACUCUUCUUGUAGUGGGCCAGAUGGAAAUGCGCUUUCUGCAAGCUUAAACAACAUCAGUUUCGAGCUCCCCUCUGUUGACAUACUGCAAGCAUACUAUCGGGGAAAUAAUAAUGGAGUUUAUAGUACUAGUUUCCCGAAUAAGCCACCUUAUACUUUCAACUUCACCGGAGAUGUUGGUAACAACACAAUAUACCCGAGCUUUGGGACGAGAGUGAGGAUGAUCAAAUAUGGUGAAGGAGUUGAGAUAGUCUUCCAAGGGACCAACAUCAUUGCACCUGAGAACCAUCCAAUGCAUCUCCAUGGUUACAGCUUCUAUGUGGUUGGAACUGGUUCUGGGAACUUCAACAGUACGACGUCGCCUAAGACCUACAAUUUGGUUGAUCCACCAGAAGUAAACACUAUUGGAGUUCCAAAGAAUGGAUGGGCAGCCAUCAGAUUUGUAGCUGACAAUCCUGGAGUAUGGUUUAUGCACUGUCAUUUGGAAAGGCAUUCCAGCUGGGGAAUGGACACUGUGCUCAUUGUGAGGAAUGGAAACACUACUGAAAGAAAGAUUCGCUCACCACCUGCUUAUAUGCCUCCUUGUUCCAAGUCUUAGAUUUAGAAAUUCACUUUCUUUUUCUUCCAUCG